AUGCUGCGCCCAUCACGGCUCGCCCGGCCGCUCGCACGGGCAUCAACCCGUCCAGCUCUUGCGCCAGUCUGUCACCGCGCGUUCCUCUCCCAGCGCGCAUCUACCCGUGCCACACAAGACUUCGACCUGAACAAGCUCAACAACAAACGCCGCGACUACGAGCAGAAUCGGACUGCAUUCCUGGCCGCCGGCGCUAUCGCAGGAGUCAUCUCUUUCAUCUACACGGCAUGGAAGCUAAAGAAGGCGCUGGACGCACAGGAUGAAAAGGACAAUGCCGCUGUAAAAUGUGAUUCGCCAAUUCCAACAGAGGCGUUCAAGACAGAAGCCGGGGAGAAGCGCAAGGUCGUUCUCCAUGACGACGAGGGAAGGGAGAUUGUUCCCACGGGAUAUAGUGUCGUUCCGGUGUUUCCUCGUACCAUGGAUCUCGACCUGCCUGGGAGUUCUUCCGCUGAGGGACCCAUCGCCGCAUCCGUGUCCAAUGAUGCGGGUGUAGAAUAUACGCUUGUCGGGCUGGGCAUGAGGACCGUCACAUUUAUCGGCAUUCAGGUUUACCUGGUGGGAUUCUACGUCGCUACGCAAGAUAUCGAGCGGCUGCAGCACUACCUCGUCAAGAAGAUCAACCCGCUGGCUACCACGCUGAUUCCUUCUGAGAAGGAUGCGCUCCGCAAGGCGCUGCGCGAUGCUACUGAAGGCGAGCAAACGUGGGAUUCUAUCCUGCAGGAAGCCGGGUGCCGCAGCGCAUUCCGCAUCGUGCCCGUUCGCGACACCGACUUCCACCAUCUCAGAGAUGGGUUUGUGCGAGCCGUUCAAGCCCGUUCAAGCCGCGACAAGGCUUACAACGACGAGGCAUUUGGUGCGGCUAUGAAGGAUUUCAAGGGCUUUUUCAACCGAGGGCAGGUUCCAAAGAAGAAGGAACUCUUGUUGUCGCGUGACGCGCAGGGGAAAUUGGUCGUCCUCUACGGAGACGGGGACCAUAAGCAACAGAAGGAUAGGAGUGUGAUGGGCACCGUCUCAGAUGAGAGACUAUCCAGGCUGUUGUGGUUGAAUUAUCUAGCAGGAAAUAAGGUUGCUUCUGAGGGGGCGAGGGAGAAUAUCAUCGAGGGGAUUAUGGAGUUUGUGGAACGACCUGUCGGCACCGUAGCUACACAGAUCUUGUAA
This is a messenger RNA of Pochonia chlamydosporia 170, 1158 nucleotides long. Its product is annotated as chalcone isomerase, subgroup. Gene Ontology annotation, molecular function: intramolecular lyase activity. The transcript has a single exon. Bases 1 to 1158 code for a protein of 385 amino acids. The record is from RefSeq and is a predicted model, not a curated record. Lineage: Eukaryota; Fungi; Ascomycota; Sordariomycetes; Hypocreales; Clavicipitaceae.